Apiotrichum porosum is the source of this 167-nucleotide messenger RNA. RefSeq lists its product as uncharacterized. The annotation marks the transcript as partial. The transcript has 2 exons. The record is from RefSeq and is a predicted model, not a curated record. Lineage: Eukaryota; Fungi; Basidiomycota; Tremellomycetes; Trichosporonales; Trichosporonaceae.
CCGCACCGGCAUACCACGUUUGGCCUCCUCUCGCAGGGAUUGUCUCCAACCAGGGCUCAAGGACAGGCGCUCGAGGAGGUCGGUACACGUCUGGAGUGGCUGCCGAGCUGGGCGUGGAGGACAUGGAGGCCGAGGAGAUGACCAGGAUUAUGAUCCUUUCAUUCUAG